Messenger RNA from Branchiostoma floridae (Florida lancelet), 8893 nucleotides. RefSeq names its product microtubule-associated protein futsch-like. The record is from RefSeq and is a predicted model, not a curated record. The coding region runs from base 547 to 7095 and encodes 2182 amino acids. The transcript has 2 exons. NCBI's taxonomy places the organism in Eukaryota, Metazoa, Chordata, Leptocardii, Amphioxiformes, Branchiostomatidae.
UCAAUGGUUGGUUCCUCUCCGGUUGGUAUGGCAGACACCCGCAGGCGUUUUCCGUUGAGAUUUGAUUGUAGACAACACUAGUUCGACCAAGGUGUGACCAAACGGUUCGGUAUUUUUUAAAUGCAAGGUUGGUAACGUACAAUCUCCAAGCUGGAGGCCAUACGACAAAAGUUCCGCUCCUUCGCGCGGCUAGUGUCGCGGGAGUCCAGCGAAGAUUCCACCGAAGCUCCACAGAGCCCCAGCGAACCCGCUCCGCCUGCCGAGCCCGAGGUUUUCGAGACUGAAGACCGACGUUACGAUCUAGGACUGGAGGAAAGCUGGGUUAUUUUCGACUCUCAUCGAGAAGAGAAGGGGUUACGUAAGAGAGAUGAGUCCGAGGGCAGCGACGCCAGCUUCGAAUCGGCUAGUACAAACCUUCCUGACGUACUGGAACCGGUAGUUAAGGCGGGCAGCGAUCAGAAGAUAAAUAACGAGGCGACGGUAGAAAUUCCUUUACAGACUAUUAAACCGUCCGUGUCUGCUGAUGAGAAGAUUCAAGGUAAAGAAAUGGCCAUAGAACAGGACGACCCCCCUUCCCCCGGUAACGUGGUUGAAACAAGUGUUUGUUCAGACGAUGUGGCGAGCGUAAACCAAGAAGAGGUAUCGAUAUCGCCACGGGAAGAGCCCGUGAAGAAGGAUGUUUACAACCAACCAGACCAUGAAAUACCUGUGCAGAAAAACGGCGGCCAUUUUGAUUCGUCUAGGUCAGACGAGUCGUUGCUGUAUGUGGGCGAGUCGGGGUUGAAAAACAACUCAUCGAGCAAAACAACAACCGAUCUACCUGCGAAUUCAGACAUGGAAGACAAUAAACCAACCGCUGAACUGAAACCACAGGAAGAAUUGUCUUCUCAACCGGACUCUCACGAAAAAGAAACAACCAGUGGUGAGCAGACAAUGGACGUUACCGAUGGAAUAAACAGAGAGCACUCACCGCAGGAAAGACAACAAACUGUCUCCCAGCGAAAAACUUAUGAUCGCAACCGGGCCUCAUUCCCACCGCCGCCACCGGACUACGAGACCGCCAUCACCAGGUGCGUAAGAUUAGAUCCCAACCCCGCCGGGUUUGUUUUGAUGCCUGUGCUACCUGCAGGGUUUAGUCCGGCCGGAGGUCAACCGUACUGGGGUGACCACGUUCAACAUGGCGCCCUUCCACCCCAGCCAAAUAACGGGUUCGCACACGACGGGCAUUUCCAGCAGGAAUCAGGGCAUGACAGGAUACAAGACGCCCCGUUUGAACAGGAUAUAUACCGCCAUGAGCCGGGAUUAGACCAUUUCAGUACACUACCGCCUUACUCGCACGAUUUAGGCCCCGAUGAAGUAGGACACCCCGCAUACGAAGAUAGACAUUUUGGAGACUUCCCCAGUAGACCGCCUCUGUAUGGUAGUGCAGAGAACAUAUUAGAUAUGAAGGAUCCAUCUGUACCUCUAGCAGAAAUGUCGCCUCAGUUGUCAAGCUCUGCAAUGGACAUUUCCGAAUAUGGCCGCAACAGCAGGUCCAUGGAUAGAAAAUCAGCACUGGCCGGGUUUUUGAAUCGCAGAAAGAACCUGUCCGGGUCUUGGGGAUCUCGCACUAGACAGCCGAGACAGUCAGCAAGCAGCGUAUUUGCUGGCUCAGCUGAAUCCAUACACGAUACUCAAGAUGACACGUCACAGAGAACAAUGUCACUAGAUCGGCUAAACAGACACAGGCCUGCAUCUAAGAGGACGUACGGUAUUAGGUCAUCUUCACUAGAUAGAAUGUUGGAUGAUGAUGGCAAUGGUUUCGUUGAAACGGAUGAAACAAAUCCCGAUGAAAACCAAGAAGAGGAUACUCCGCAAAGGACCGCAUCUCUGGAUCGAUUAGAUAGGCAAAGAACACCAUCUAAAAGAUCGUAUGGUAUCAAGACGUCAUCUCUACAUCCUUCAGAUAAUGGUCGCUUUGAUGGCAAUGGCGACCAAAUCACUGGGGAAUCCAAUGAAGAUGGAACUCCACAAAGAACCGGGUCCUUAGAUCGACUGAACAGACAGGGGUCGGCGUAUGACAGAGCAAAGAGAGUCAAGGCAGCAUCUUUGGAAGAAUUCAGACAGAGUCUCAAACUACUGACUUUGAAGAAAGACAAGUCGCCUGGCAGUGAUGUGGAUCAGCAUCAAGAGCAGGUGAAUCACGAAGAGACACGGGUACCACAAGAGGCAACACAGAAAACACCUGUUAGAAAACACCUGACGCCCUUCAUCAAGUUCUCACCCGCGUUCCUCGAACAAGAACGUGGUAAACAGAUAAUCCCACAGAGCCCAACGCCUACCCCUACAGUAACUGACGGACAACUGAGUCGGUUGGACGACGCCAGACAGAGGGCCAACCAACUGGAAGAACUUCUGAACUCGAAACGACAGAAGAUGGAAGAAGCCAAAGAGCAGGUGCGUAAGAUUCAUCAAAACCUCGAAGAGGAGCUGACGAAGCAAAAACAAGUUAGCGCAAACAGUAGACAAGGCGAAGAAUCAGUUGAAAUUAAUUUCUCAAAGUCUAAGGAUGGAGACGAAAAGAGUGAACAGCCGAAUGGCACCGCGGAGGACAAUGACUGGUCCACAGUGCAGUUUGGACAUCAGUCUAUCUCCAAAUCAGCUAGCCAUGAUAAUACAGACAGGAAAGAAUCAGGAGAUGAUCUGUUCACAAAACUGGACAGCAAAGAUGAGGAAUCGCAUAAUGUAGCCAAGAAACUUCUAUUGAGGGCAGAAGGAAGCCAUCAGAAUGAACCAAUUUCUCACAGCUUCAUCUCAUUCGAAGGAGACGACGGCCCCAUCACUCCUCCUCCUUUAAGAAACGACCCCCUCCCUGAGUUAGGAGUACCAGAGAACGACUACAUCCCAGGAAAUCCAUUUGAUCUCUUCCUGGAUUCACUUGGUCUGCCGGUGAUGGAAGGUGACUGGCCAGAAGAAAGGCGACCCUCCCUCAGUACCAUAUAUGAAGAAGACGAACCUUUGACUGACUCGAAUGCCACUAGUGUCAUUGACUUGACGAUGGAGGAGGGGUCGCUUGUAGCAGAGGACGAUGAAAAGGAAGAAAUGGGACCGGAGGAAGAGGAAAGAGAAGACAUUAAUGAGAAGAAGGUAUCGCCAGUUGAAGCGACAGAAGCAGAAGAAAAGGUUGAGAACCUCCAUCCACAAGAGAGGCUAGAAAAUGACAAGGAUAAGUUGGAGAAGGAUGAGGAUUUGGCUGAGACAAGCAAAAAGGAUGCAGAGGUGAACAUUGUGAAACAAGUUAGCAAGACAGAGACAGAAGAGAUUCAUACCACGGAAGAGAUAACUGUCAAUGGAAAAGGAGAGAAACUAGAAGAGAAGACAGAGGUUAACAAGGUAAAUAUGUCAGAGGAACCGAAUGACGUGGUAGAAAGCACACAGAGUGCACAAGAAGACAUUUCUGAAAAGGACACUACGAUGGAGAAAAGUCAAAUAGAUGCCACAGGUGGGGAAAAGGAUUCAACAAAGGAAUCUUUAAACGAAGAACCAAUCGAUAGUGUACAACAUGUGGACAAGAAAGAAGAAGAAGGAAACGAUCAAACCAACACAUUGCCAGUGAUGUCUGACAUCCCUACAAAAGAGCUGGACAAUGCUGCCGAUGAGAAAGAUGGACUUGAAGAAAAGAUAACGGAGGAGUCAGCGGAUUCAAAGGUGGAACUGCAAGAUGAACAGAACACAAAACAAGCCAUUGAAGAAGACAAAUGCAUGGCAGGUGAUGAAAAGCCACAGCCAGUCAUCAAGGUGAUGCCUAAAGAAGAAGAUGCGUCAUCAGAAAAAGAAGGUACAAAUACCCUGGAGAACAAAGAAAACGUUACAGAUGAAGCCAAGAAAGAUGUUGCAGAUACACCAAAGGAGGAUGCGGAAAAGGAGGAUACAGGUGCAACAAAACUGACUGUAAGGAGUCAAAAUGAUAAUGCAGAGCAGGAGAGAAAAGAAGCUUCUGGAAUCGAAGAAAAUCAGAAGAAAGAGGCAGUAGCACAGUCAGAUGCCGUAUCCAUCCGUACAAAAGAGACACCUAAAGAAGAGAUCGACAAAUCCGUUGCAAAGACCCAAGAACCUAUCAUCGAAAACGAACAGGAGAAUAACAUGCGACUACAGGAGGAACACAAUCCUAAGAUUUCGGUGGAUGGUGCGAAGACAAAUCCGAAGAAAAUGCCUGUUGUUGAAUUAACAAUCAACCUGAAAGCCAGUGAGAUAGGUCCAGAUCUGCUAAAUGAGUUGGAGAAAGCUAAAACACCCACCAGUGUCACCCCUGUCGUUCAGGUGUCUGAAAGCCCAAAAGUCAGCAAAAAGACUUCUAGAGAUAAGACGAAGCAGUCCAAAGGAACAACAAAAAGCUCAAAGGAACCUGACAAGUCUAAAAAGAACAAGAACUUCAUGGAAGAAAUCAACGCCUUGCUGGAGCAGACCGAGUCGACCAUGGUCAGGAGGAGCACCGAAAUCACAAGUGUGUCUGAGGAUCUGCAAAACACCGCUAAGACUCUAUUUAACUUAGAAGUAGAGGAACCAGUUUUCACCAGCCCGAAUACAACUAGCAGCUCGCAUGAUCUGAGCGGAAGUGCUUCCUCAUUGGACUCGACAGAAGAGGACAAAGGUCAUAUUUCUCUUACGAGUCCGGAACGUCCUUCCGUUGAGAGUCCGGAACGUCAGCCGUCGGUCACAACUCCGGAGCGUCAAAGUGAUUCCGGUAACGGGUCUCUCAAUGAAAGCCCGUUUUCCGUUAGAGCAGAAACCCUUGAGAAGUCACCACCUCCUCUUGACUCACAGAAGGAAAUACACAAGAUGACCAAGCAGGAAGGUGAAGACGAAAAGAAACAAGAGAGUGUCAAAGAUCAAACGGAGAAGCCGACGCCAAUCGCAACCAAAGAAGUCUUGGAAACAGGCAAGGAAACUUUAUCCAAAGAGAACCAAAGUGAAAAUACAACAUCGAGUAUUUCGGGUGAGUCUACUGGAAAAUUUGAAACUUCACAUCAGAAACAAGACGCGGAAAAGGACAAAGUCAUUCCGUCCGACGUCAUCAACCCUAAAGAUAACCUGGAGCAAAAAGAACCGGACACAAUGAGUGAGCCUAUCAAGUCUUCUCAAGACGAGGAAAGUCCAAGUAAGGAAAGUGUCCCAGAAGAAGUGAUCAUCACAUAUAAGAAGAUCGAUGUUCAAGAUAAUCUGAAGCAAAGUGAACCGGAUAUGAAGAGCGAUGAAACAGUGCUGCCAUCUAUUGAAAGAGAACGUCCAAGUCAGGAAAUGAAUACAGAGCAGAUGCAAGAAAUAAACAUUGAGUCCAAGAAGCCCUGCUAUGAAGACGAACCAAAGCAAAAAGAAUCUGAUACGAUGAGCAAUGAAGCCACGCCUCAUGAAGUCUUAGAAGCAACGCAAGAAAUAAGGAAAGGGACAGACACACCAACCCAUGAUGCAACAAAACCACCAAAGACCGACGUUGCUGAGCCAAAUGCAAAAAUCCCGUCGGAGAGUAACGAACAAAAGAAAGCACAUACAAGUCGAGUUGAAAUGAACGUUCCCGUGCAAGAAAAGAAAGCAAAACUUGUCUCCGAGGACAUCAAGAAAGACGAAGGGGAUGUGGUGAAACAAGAGCCUGAUAUAAUCAGCAACAUGCCAAAAGUAGCACGCUCUGUGGAAAUGUUUGAAUCGCUCCUGAGGUCCAACAAUAAGAAGAGCACAGCUAAGACAAAUAGCGUUAAGAUAAAGCCCGUUCCCACAGACGUGCAAGAAAGAAACGGCGUAAAUAAAAUUGCAGAUGACGCUCAUCCAAAAGCAAAGGCGGAAGACAAGAAAAGCCGAACAGUCGAACCUGACGUCCACAAACAAAGCAAGCAAGAAACCACCAACAGCCAACCUCCAGACCAAGUCGACGACGAAGGUGAGGUUGCAGAGGGCAUCUACACCGCCAGCCUGGUUUAUGUCGGCGGCAACAGCUUUGAAGAGAGUGGAGAGUUCUCUCCCAGAAGUUUCCCUAACAACGAAUCAUUGGAAGAUGACAGCAGCCCUAUCUUCUCCCCAACGCAUAAAAGCACCCCCAGGGAGGGCAUCUUCAAGGCGCAGUUGGUCCAAGUGAGCAGCCUGAGCUUCGAGGAGGAAGAAGAAUCCUUCGGUUCUGAAGAUUCUAGCAACGCCAGCAUCAGAUCUUCACCGUCCUACGAGCUAGUCCGCGACGAGAAAGGGUGGAAAGGCAAGCCAGCCCCCCGACAUAGCACCCCGACCGGCCAGGAGGACAGCUCCCCCGGCCAGGAGGACAACAGCCUCCGGAGGGGGAGGAGCAUGCGGCGGCGGAGCCAGAGGAGGAGCUUCGAGGGCAGCCUGUGGGACGACGAGGACUUCAAGCACAAGCCGGCGCUCUUAAGACAAGACAGCCCACUACACAAACCAGAGCCGGUCAGAUCACCUGAGCUAGACACCAGCGCAUCUUCACAGAAAACGUCGCCUAGUCCAAAGUCAAAGAAAAGUUUCAAAGACUUCUUCCGUCUGGGUAAGAAGAGAAGCUCUUCCGCCCACAAAGCCACACCCAAACGCACCCCUGGUUCGGAAGAGGAAAAGGUCGAUGCCUUACCGACUAGCAUUCUCGUAGAGAGAGGGUCUCAGAGCGACACUGAAGACGAACCAAGGGGAGGACUGAGUUUAUUCUACAAGACGUCGAAGACCAAACGUAAGAAGCGCAAGGGUUCUGUUAGUUCAGCCGGUGGCGAGCGAGGUUGCGGAGCGGUGUCGCUGGGUGGUAAGCCUGGUGAACGGAGGAAUAGCUGGGCUGCAGGACAGGGGCGUUUCUCUAACACCGCCAUACCGCUCGCUUUCAACUAUGGUGUAGACGCUCAGCUACGUCGCGGUCACACAAUUUGCUGGGGAACCAGAGUUGAUGUUAGGAAGCAGUGGAACUCAAAGCGAAAGCAGAACGUAGGAAAGAAUAGCUCUAGCUGUAGCUCUCUGCCGACUUUGCUUGCUAGUUCACCGCGGACAGUCUUCCACAGUGCUUCAUCCAUUCCGCCAUGCCCAUCAAUAGAAGAGGAUGCUAGUAGCAACCAGUCUCUGAUUUUCGAGUCAGCCCUUUGAGAGCUUUUGAUAUGUUCAUCUUUGAUCAUUCCAUGGUGGCUUAGAGUAGAUCAUUGCCUGCAUUUGCUAACACUGGUGUCGGUUCUAACGCAAGAAUGGUGUCGGUUCUGACGCGACUGAAUGGUGUUUGGGGCCUUUCAAUUGGAAUUAGCUAGCAGGAUAUUACUAACCUCAGUUACUCCUAAUGUCGCACGACGCAUAUUUACACGCUGUUUCCCUGUAAUUCCCUUUCAGUGUAGCCAGAGCCCGCCACGAGGUCGAAACUACACGUGCCUGCGAAAAUCGCCAGCGUCUUCUAAUGCAUGAACCGUACCGUCCUCACCACUACCACACACAGUAUAGCUGUGUCCACAUGUCACCAUCAUCACCAUUCACACACUACCGUAGAUAUGAAGAUGUACAGUCAAACCUGCCUAUAGUGACCACUCUUGGACAUUAGACAUUUAUAUUAUAGAUUUUAAAAGAAUGUUUGGAUCAAUGGAAAAACAUUUAAGGGACAACCAAUAAGUGGCUACAGAGGCAAUGGUCAGGUGGUUCUUCUGGUGAGGUGGUCACUAUUACAGAUUUGACUGUAGUGUUAUGUUUUUUGUUGAAGUAACAUUUAACAAUAAACUGACGUUUUGUCCAUGUAGACUAAUGAAUUGUACAGGCACAGAGAUUUAGGCUAUCUUUCGUUUUUCAGGAAAGUCAUUGAGCACUCCCAUUGGUCCUUGAUGUCUAACUUGUAACAUCGGAAUUUUAGACGUGACAGUCACGUGCCUUAGAGGAGCAACGCCAUUGGCUGGGGGCAUCUUACACUUUCUAUGACGCUAACUGUACUGACAUUUCAUUUCGUCAUCUAACUUUGUUCAGAAGAACUAAGGAGACAUAUCAUCAACGCCACCUUGUGGACAUUAAAGUAAUGCAUUGUUAUAAUUAAUACUCGCAACAGUUGCUCCAUCUAUCUGAUUGUAUAGUACUGCAUCUAGCAAAUGUAACAGUUAGGUUGUAUCAAUCUGAGGAAGCUAUUGUGUCAUACUUUACAGUAGAUAAGCGCACUCUUCAAAGAGUUUUACUUUUCAUCUUAUAAUUAAUAACACAGUGGAUAUCACCAACUCUAUUCAGCAGAAAUCUUGCAAGCUUUCCGAUCAAAGUUUUUAUAUUACGGUUGUACACAUUUUGUCAUACUUAGGUUGUCAACACACUGUACAAUGUAAGGGACAACGGUAACUUUUCUUAGACUGUCGAUUUUCAAUGUAAAAGGAACACUGGCUUUUGAUUGACUACAAUACAUAAUGUUAUGGCUAUUGCCAUAGAUUUAGCUUGAAUACUGUUUGCAUUCAAUUAUACAACGAAGAGCAUAUCUAAUGCAUUAAUUUUUUUUUAAAUCAGAUGUCUUAGUUUUUUUUGCAAAAGAUUUGAUUUUUGUUACGUGUGACCUCAGUAGCCAGUGAGAUAAGUUAUGUUAAUCGCCAGCGCUGAGCUUAACUCGUUUUGCCGUGGGCAGAAUUCGCUCUCGUGUCUGUCAGCAAGCCACGCCCACAAGAACCGGUUUCGCGGCAUCAUUUGUGUCGCAAAUUAGCUCUUUCAGUUGAAAGGUCACCAAGUAAUCAUCGUUACAUGUAAACACUGGUUCUACAGGUCAAGGGUUAGAGGUCAUGACAUUAUUUGUUUACUUUUUGUCUGGAUCAAGAAGCUUAAAUACAAGAGCCAUUUUAAUGUAAACUUAAAGUAAUAUUAAUCUACGAGCAAUUGACAUAAGAUGUAUCUAGCCUUAUCUAAUGUUGAGAAACAUGAAAAUUACUUUGUAAGAUUAUUU